AUGGAAUGGUUUUCUAGAACUUUUACUUCAGCUCAUCAAACAAAGAAAAUACCAGGCAUCAAAGCAGCUAGAGGUGCUCUUCCUAUUAAUCAUUUUCUCUUUGAUGAUUGUCUUAUCAUUACACAUGUUAAUUUAACCAGUGUCACCAAUAUCUUACAAUUUCUUGAAGAUUUUGGCGCUCAAUAUGGUCAGGUCAUUAAUUUUGACAAAUCAUCCAUUUUAUAUAGUAGUAACUUGGAUCCUUCAUACUGUGACUCUCUUAGUCACAUUCUUGGUGUAAAGAAUAUGGUCAGUAAUGAGAAAUAUCUGGGAUCUCCACUUCUCAUAGGAAUAUCUAAAGUUAAAUCUUUUGAAGAAAUCAAAACUGCUUUUGAAAGGAGGCUUGCUAAUUGGCAAGGUGAGACAACGUGUCAAGCUGGUAGAGGUACAAUGGUGAAAGUUGUUCUUAAUGCGGUUCCUUUAUACCAGAUGAGUACUUUUAAGAUUCCAAAAAAACUGAUUAAGCAGCUAGAUACAUUGCAGAGGAAGUUCUUUUGGGGCUACAAAUCUAAUAGAGGUAACAACCCUAUCUCAUGGAGUGAUAUGUGCAUUCCAAAGGAAUUUGGAGGACAAGCUUUUAGAGAUCUUGAGAUGCUGAAUCAAGCUCUUCUUACAAAAAUGGUUUGGAGAAUCAGUACACAACAAGAUCUGUUAUGUGUCAAAGUGUUAAGAGCUAAAUAUUUCAGAGGUGAAGAAUUUCUGCAUAUUCAAAAUGAUAGAAAUAAUAACUCUUCAUGGAUCUGGAAGGGUAUUGAAGAUGGCCUCAAAACUCUACAAAGGAAUGUGUGCAUGGAGAUCAAAAUGGAAAGAAGACUCGAAUAUGGAAGGAUCAUUGGAUUAUCAAUCUGCAUGAAAAACCAAUUCCUUCUUAUCCAAGUCAUAAAAGUUAUACGUAUGUCUCAUAAACCCAGAUAA
Messenger RNA from Papaver somniferum (opium poppy), 954 nucleotides. RefSeq lists its product as uncharacterized. Bases 1 to 954 code for a protein of 317 amino acids. The record is from RefSeq and is a predicted model, not a curated record. The transcript has a single exon. NCBI's taxonomy places the organism in Eukaryota, Viridiplantae, Streptophyta, Magnoliopsida, Ranunculales, Papaveraceae.